Limanda limanda (common dab) is the source of this 894-nucleotide messenger RNA. It is a transcript of the gene tnmd, whose product is annotated as tenomodulin. The coding region runs from base 1 to 894 and encodes 297 amino acids. The record is from RefSeq and is a predicted model, not a curated record. Gene Ontology annotation, biological process: negative regulation of endothelial cell proliferation; negative regulation of angiogenesis. The transcript is spliced from 7 exons. Lineage: Eukaryota; Metazoa; Chordata; Actinopteri; Pleuronectiformes; Pleuronectidae.
AUGGAGACCUGCAGUCAAUCCAGCAGUCAACAGAUUCUGUGGAAAGAUAUUGAGGCAGUGAAAGAGAAGAAGGCCAAGCACCAUAUCUACCAGCGAGUGGCUCUCUCUCUGGUUCUGGUCUUCCUUGUUCUGGCUCUCUCUGUGUUCAGCCUGCGGUAUCUGUGGAGUCCCAGUCUGGGGAAGGUGUAUGACCAUCAGUACAAAGCCGUGCUGGAUGGCAUCGAGACAGAUAGCGUGUUGGAGAUCGACCCAGGUCAGCGAGUCGAGAUCUUCAGAAUGGGAAACGGGAGCGAAGAAGUCAUUGAGGUGCACGACUUCAAAAAUGGAAUCACUGGGAUCCGCUUUGCCGAACAUCAGAGGUGCUACAUCAGGACCCAAACUAGGAAACUACCCACGGUGGCAGAGGUGGAAGCUGAGGACACCGAGUUGCUGGUGAAUGAGGCCGAGGUUGUGGACAUGAAGGUGGAGGACUCCCAUGUGUGGGUUCUUGAAGAGGAGCCCAUCGUUAACCCGGACUUCCUCCUCGACUCCAAGAUCUGGGAGAUUUGCCAGAAUCUGCCCAUCCACUGGAUCCACCCCUCCCCUCUGAGCGACGUUGAGAUGGAAAAUGUGGACGCGCCCGACGCCGAGGUCACAGGCCGCUUCGCCCGGGACGUCCUGGACCACCCGGCCGUCAACGACUACAGAGAAGUGGGAUUCGAGCUGGAGAACCACCUGGACGACAACGGCUACUGCUGCCAGCACUGUCGCCGUGGUUACCGCUUCUGCCGCCGCUACUUCGAGCCCCUGGGCGGCUUCAACCCGUGGCCGUACUACUACCAAGGGGGUCGGGUCGUCUGUCAGAUCGUCAUGCCGUGCAACUGGUGGAUCGCCCGUAUGCUGGGCAGGGUCUGA